UGACCUGUACGCUUUGAUUCAAUGCUAAAGAAGACGAGAGAAUACUUUAUUUUACAAAAAAUAGGUUAAUAAAUAAGCUUUAGGUCCUUGAAUGAAGAUAGUCCAUUGGCGGUAAACAAAGCACGUGGAAGGCUGAGACAGUAAUGGGGAAGAAAGGCAGACGCUUUCUAGACAAGCGACGCGAUGUCCUGCACACUUUCAAGGUCGUGUCUCGUAGCCAGCGCGAUCCCCUUGUGGCCGACCCUGAGGCACCCCAGGCUGUCCUGCACCCUGCACAGGAUUCGGCCAACCACAAGUCAGAACAGGAGAAGUAUGGCAUUUUCUUCGACGACGACUAUGACUACCUGCAACACUUGAGGGGCGUAAGAGAGGCAGUCAAUUGGGACGAGGAGGAACUUGAGGUGUACACCAUUCGCUGUGAGGACCCCCAGGCGGGGAAGAAAGAGCUGAGGAACAAGAAGCUGGUCCUGCCGUCAUCCGCCUUUGAAUCUUAUGUAGAAGAGCCUAUUGGGUUACUAAACAAGGCCGCCCCACUUACAGGUCCCAGGCCAGAGUUAGACCCUGAUGUGGUGGCGGGGCUUGACGACGACGACCUGUUCAAUGAUAACGCAGCGUGUGGCCCAGAAGAUGAUAAUGCUUUGCCGGACAACUUUGUAAUGAUGCUCAAUUCAGAAGUCCCCAUUCACCAGUUAGAUGACGAUGGAGAAUGGGAGGAUUAUGAUGAUGAGGAGGAGGAGGAGGAUGAGGAAGAGGAGGAUGGGGAGAUGGAUGGGCUAAGAGAGGAAGUUAAUGGCUCACAUCUCCCUUCACUGGCUAAACUGAGUGCAUACCGAGAGAAGGGUCAGGAUGAGGGUUACGACGCAGAUGAGGAGGAGAAAGACUUCAGCAGUGACUUCAACGACAGUGAGGACGAGGAGGGCCGGGAUGAGCUGGGCAGCCUGGAUGUGCCUCCGUUCCCCAGACCCUUCUUGGACGAGGAAGAGACGCGCUCACACUUCACCAACUACUCUCUCACCUCCUCUGUGCUUCCCAGAAAGGACCACCUUACUACACUAGAUGAUUGCUUUGAAGAGAAGUUCAUCCGGGAGUACGGGGAGGACCAGGUUGGGGCGUUGGAUGGGGAGGACAUCGACGGGUUUGUUGGGGAGGAGUCGCCUCUGUUCCGCCAGGCCCUGCAGCACUCCCGGCUCCACCUACAGGAGGACACACAGGACGACCAGGACCGGAUUAUUAAGUGGAUCAAGGAUAUGCAGGAGAGAAGAGGAUACAGUGAGCAAGAGGAAAAGGAAGAGGUUGAGGUGUCGGAUGAGGAGGGCAAGGAACAGUGGGACUGUGAAACCAUCCUGACCAUGAACUCCACUCUUUACAACCACCCACGCACCAUCACCGAUCCUCCCAGACGCAAGAAGAUUGCCGUCGACCCACGCACUGGCAUUCCCCUGGAGCACCGGGUCAGCGGCUUGACACGGCGCAACCUGGCACACCACGACAAGGCAGCCGACACGCCUGACAAUGAGGUGGUGGCAGACACUCAGACGCUCAUCACCAGCAUGUCUGCCAUCUCCAUCCGGCCGCCAGGUGAGACCAGUGAAGAGAGGCGGUUCAGGAAGAAAGCUCUGAAGGAACUGCGCAGGGAGCGCCGUGUGGAGAAGAAGCUGAAUCGGGCGGCGUUCAAGGGGGAGAAGAAGCGACAGGAGAAGAUUUUAAUGAAUAACAAGUAUAACAACAAGAUUUCCCUCAUGUAAUACCAACACCAGUAAUAAUCAUAAUAAUGUCGCUGCUGUUACAUUAUUAUCAUUAUUAUUUUCCGUCAUCAAAGUAUUUAUAUAUAUAAUUUCUCAUAUAUAUAUAUAUAUAUAUAUAUAUAUAUAUAUAUAUAUAUAUAUAUAUAUAUAUAUAUAUAUAUAUAUAUAUAUAUAUAUAUAUAUAUAUAUAUAUAUAUAUAUUAUAUAGUACUAUACACACACAAGUUAUUGCAGUAUAACAGAUUCAUAUUUAUAUUACACCAUUGUUAUUUUACUUGGAGGAGAGUUAGACCUAGAGAGAGAGAGAGAGAGAGAGAGAGAGAGAGAGGUCAACAUUCUUAUUACCAUCACCUCUCAUCCACUUCAAGAGGCUGCAGUGGAAAUUGUGGUUUUCAAGGAUGCUUUCAUGAUUCUAGUGAUAUGUGAGGGAAGAGAAUAAGCAUGACAACCCUGAUAAUGACCACUGUGGCCACUGGAAAUGGCAUUGAGAGAGAGAGAGAGAGAGAGAGAGAGAGAGAGAGAGAGAGAGAGUUUAAUUAAUCCAUUCACUGCUGUGAUCACCUUGAUGUAAUAACAUUCAGAGUAUAGGAGUAUAAUUCGACCAGAAUAGAAUAAGAGGUUUCUUUUCUGUUUUUCUAUGCUGGAAAGGUAUACUCUUGUGUCUGAAAAAUGUGAAGGGAUUAUGGGAAAAAAUGACUAGCACUGAGAGGGUUAGGACAGGAAUGAGUUUGUUCGCUUUCAUGUGACAGGAGCAGGUUAUCCCACAGUUUGCUGCAAGACAGACUAGCGUUUCACCUCAGCACUUUCAAAUGGACAAGAUUUUGUUGGCUGAUGGGCUGGGUUCUGAUAACUUCACAAUUUUUCGUUGUUCCGGAGUUUCUCAGACGCUGAUUCUUUUUCUCUACUAAGCAUUGUUUUCCUUCAUUGUUCAUACCACUUAGGCCGGGAGCACACGAGCAACUUUGUGUUCGCCACGCUGUGGCAAACACACUGAAGCAUGUUUAAGUGACUGUGUCUUGACUGAGCCACACCACAGAGUCGCCCGUGUGUGUGUGGGCACAAGCCACUGUGGCACAUCUGUGCCUGUCGAGACCUCAGUUCCAGCAUGGAUUCUGAGAAGGAAGCAGUCCUGGUUUUUCCUAGAGAAUCCAUUCCUCUGUAGCCAGACACAAAGAUGUCACACAUCUCCUCCCAUGCCUUGGCUUUGGCAAUUUUAUUGCCAAAGCGCACGUCCCAUAUUGCUGGCCAAUCUUCAGUUUCAAUAAUGAAUCAAUCUAUAUCAAGUGUAGCCAUGGUAUUGGUAUAUAUGAUAUGUAAAGAGGAAAAUGUGCUAAUUCCUUAAUGUUUGGUAUAUGACUGCCCAUAGCCGUCAUGCGUCCAUCACUCGGCCACGCUCAUUUGUGUGUGCGGGUCCUCGACACAAAGUCGCGCCUCACUGUGGCAGGAUGAGCUUCUAAACAAUGGAAACUUACGGAGACCCACGUCACUGCCAUGACGUGGCACCACAGAGUCGCUCAUGUGCUCAUGGCCUUAGUUUCCUUCCUUUUAUGAUGGAUUGAGGACAGUGUUGACCCUUGCAAUGCUUUCUGUCACCUGCUCUCAUACAGACAGAAGGAGUAGAGGGAAGUGUCUCUUAUUUAUAUCUUUGCAAGGACUUUUUAAUGCUACCACUUAGUUUCCUUCCUUUUAUGAUGGAUUGAGGACAGUGUUGAUUCUUGCAAUGCUUUCUGUCUCCUGCUCUCAUACAGACAGAAGGAGUAGAGGGAAGUGUCUCUUAUUCACUUCUCAAGAAGGGCUGUUUUUUAAUGCACAGGGAUGAGGGUUUUGAGAUUCUGAAAGGGUAGUUUUAUUCUGUGUAAUCUUUCAUCUUAAUGCAGAAAGAGUAUAGGGAGAUGUCUCUUAUUCAGAUCUCAAGAAGAUAUUGAUAUAAGUGCAGUAAUGAUGCUUUGUAAUGAUGACCUAAGACUUUGAUAUGAAUGUGUUUAUAGGUCAGUCAGUAUUUCCCAGCCAGAAUAGACAUUGAAAAGUACUGUUAGCAUUGAUAUAAACAUAUGCAGAGUCUUGAAGCAUUGCAGAGAUGAACUGUGAUUAAGAAUACAUUGAUAUAUUCUUGUUUAUGAGGCAGCCAGCAUUUUCCAGCCAGAAUAGACAGUGAAAAGUACCAUUAGCAUUGAUAUAAACAUUUGCAGAGUCUUGAAGCAUUGCAGGAUGAGGUGUAAUCCUGAAAACAUCCUCUCUUACCCUGUACCCAAGCCAGCAUGUCUCACCCAACAGAUUCAGCAUAGAAACAUUGGUUGACUCACCAGAUAAAUAACAAGGUAUCAUAGGUCUUGUUUCCAGCCAAGUUUUCCUUCCCCCAGUAUACUCCACGCAUGACUCGCUCACGCACACGUACGUUGUAUAAAUAUUUACUCUCGCCCCAGAUAUUUAUCUAUGUUAUGUCAGUCUCAAAACCAUUAAAUUAUACAUGAAAA
Messenger RNA from Scylla paramamosain (green mud crab), 4219 nucleotides. It is a transcript of the gene LTV1, whose product is annotated as protein LTV1 homolog. Gene Ontology annotation, cellular component: preribosome, small subunit precursor; nucleus; cytosol. The transcript is spliced from 10 exons. NCBI's taxonomy places the organism in Eukaryota, Metazoa, Arthropoda, Malacostraca, Decapoda, Portunidae. The record is from RefSeq and is a predicted model, not a curated record. Bases 144 to 1745 code for a protein of 533 amino acids. Gene Ontology annotation, biological process: ribosomal small subunit export from nucleus; ribosomal small subunit biogenesis.